AAAUAAAGUAAACAGAGCAGCUGUCAAUGGCCUCGGAAAUUCACACAGUUCCAGAAUAAAGGGACAAAAAUAUAUUUUUACUUUUUAUUCAUAACAUCUGACGUUUUUAUGAGAAACUGGUGUGAACUCUGACGAAGGGACAGGAGCGACUCUGCCCUGAGAUGUUCACAGACAUGGACUAUGAGCUGGAAGAGGACAAGCUAGGGAUUCCAACAGUACCUGGUACUGUGUGUCUGAAGAAAGAUCCCAACAACCUUAUUGGCAUCAGCAUUGGUGGAGGGGCGCAGUACUGCCCUUGCCUCUACAUUGUCCAGGUCUUCGAUAACACCCCAGCAGCUCUGGAGGGGACACUGGCAGCAGGCGAUGAAAUCACAGGUGUGAACGGGAAACCAGUAAAGGGGAAAACUAAAGUGGAGGUGGCCAAGAUGAUUCAAGUUGUCCAGGGAGAAGCAACGAUCCACUACAACAAACUGCAGGCAGAUCCAAAACAGGGGAAGUCUCUGGAUAUAGUUCUGAAAAAGGUCAAACAUCGGCUGGUAGAGAAUAUGAGCUCAGGCACUGCAGAUGCUCUGGGACUCAGCAGAGCUAUUCUCUGCAAUGAUGGACUCGUCAAAAGACUGGAAGAGCUGGAGAAAACGGCAGAGCUCUACAAAGGGCUGAUGGAGCACACAAAGAGGCUGCUCAGAGCUUUUUUUGAGCUUUCUCAGACUCACAGAGCGUUUGGUGACGUGUUCUCUGUCAUCGGCGCUCGAGAGCCGCAGGCGGCGGCCAGCGAGGCGUUUGUGAAGUUUGCUGAUGCUCAUCGCAACAUUGAGAAAUAUGGAAUUCAGCUGCUAAAGACCAUCAAACCCAUGCUCCAUGACCUGAACACGUACCUUCACAAGGCCAUACCGGACACGAAGCUCACCAUCCGCAAGUACCUGGAUGUGAAGUUUGAGUAUCUGUCGUACUGUCUGAAGGUGAAGGAAAUGGACGAUGAAGAAUACAGCAGUAUUGCCAUCGGAGAACCCAUGUAUCGCGUGAGCACCGGUAAUUACGAGUACCGCCUGGUGCUGCGGUGUCGGCAGGAGGCCCGGGCCCGCUUCGCCAAGAUGAGGAAGGACGUCCUGGAGAAGAUCGAGCUGCUGGAUCAGAAACACGUCCAGGACAUCGUGUUCCAGCUGCAGCGCUUCGUCUCCGGCAUGUCGCAUUACUACGACGAGUGCUACGCCGUCCUGAAGGAGGCGGACGUGUUCCCCAUCGAGGUGGACCUCUCCCGUACCAUGAUCAACUACUGCAGCCAGUCGCUGACCUACACGGAAGAUGAAGAGGAGGACGAUGACGGAAGAGGCGGAGAGGAAGGAGGCGGCGGCAGCGCAGGCGGUCAAACGGAGAACGGCGCCGAGAAACUGGUCGAUGACGAAUGAGAGUGUGUGUCUUUGUGAGUGUGAGUGUGUGUGUGU
Molecule: messenger RNA, 1442 nt
Organism: Limanda limanda (common dab)
Lineage: Eukaryota; Metazoa; Chordata; Actinopteri; Pleuronectiformes; Pleuronectidae
Gene: pick1
Product: protein interacting with prkca 1
Exons: 13
Coding region: 162-1406 (414 amino acids)
Biological process (GO): intracellular protein transport; dendritic spine maintenance; positive regulation of receptor internalization
Cellular component (GO): synaptic vesicle; postsynaptic density; trans-Golgi network membrane
Molecular function (GO): protein kinase C binding; protein domain specific binding; phospholipid binding
Source: RefSeq, a predicted model, not a curated record